Molecule: messenger RNA, 1531 nt
Organism: Sitophilus oryzae (rice weevil)
Lineage: Eukaryota; Metazoa; Arthropoda; Insecta; Coleoptera; Curculionidae
Exons: 3
Coding region: 466-1500 (344 amino acids)
Source: RefSeq, a predicted model, not a curated record
UUAUGCAAAAAGCAACCAACCCACAUUCUGAAAAAAAACGGGAUAUUGCCAUCUACUGAUUUAAAAAUACCCAUUCUACAUUCUGCAGAAAGCUACCAAGCCAUCCUAUAUAUUUGUCCUUGUAAAAUGCGUAACCAUUUCGGCUAUGUUCGCUAAUCCGGCUUUUCAAAUUUUGCAUAAAACAACCAUUCCACUUGGAUUAUUGGUAUGAUUGAUAUUAUUUAAUUUCCUCGUCAAAUAUUAGAAACCAAGUGGGUUGGUUUUAUUUUGCAAAAUCAAAUUUUUAAAAAAUUCCCCCAUUUUUACCAACCAAGUGGGUUGGUAUUAUUAUGCCGAAUAUAACCUCACUUUAUUAGUAUCGCAUAACUUUGUUAUCGUGUUGAUGCGUGUAUGAAACGACUUCUUGAGAUGUGUUAAACAGCGCGUAUUUUUGAUCAACAGUGUUUAACUUACUAACGAGCCAAUAUGUUCAAAUCCAGAACUGAAAAAAUUAUGAGCGAUGCUCGAAAAAUUGCCGAAAAAGAUCGAGGUCCUACAAGUUAUGUAAAUAUCCCAGAUUUGCAUCAACAACUUGAAGCACAUUCAAGCGAAUUUUGUGACAGACCAACAGACUUCUCGAAUCCCCAAGAAAUCGGCAUACAAGAAGGUAUAUUACUUUUUUCUUGUUUCCUAAAGAAAAUAAUCUUCAUUUCCUGUACAAAGUUCCAGGAAAAAAUAUUUGAAGGUCUUAUCAACAUUUCAAUGUCUUUCUUUGCAAUUUCAGAACAAAAUACAACUGAUGACGAUAAAACAUCCUACUCUCCUGUUACUAUGUUUGAUAGUACCUCAAACUUUCAAUCGAACCAUCCAAUUGCAGAAUUCGUUGAUGAAACAAACAACAACAAUGGUUCUAAUUUAUUAGAAUCAAUGCCAGGUCCCAGUUACAAUGUUUGUAAUAAGAACAGAUUGAGAAAACGGCCGGAAUGGGUUGAUAAUGCAGGUCCCUCUGACAUAGAAGACAGUGACGACUCUAUUGCAGAUCCAUCAUAUGAAGUAAAUGAUGCCGGUAAUCAACCACGUCACAUAGCUGCUGAUAAAAACAAUAUAGAAAGUGACAGUUCCAGUGAAUCGUCGAUCGAGUCCAAGGAACAAGGAAGGCCUAAGAAAGGACGUAAACGUAAACAUAAAGAGCAAAAUAGAGCCCAAAAGAAAAUUAAUAAAGACAGUAAUGAAACAUACUUCAACUACAAAGGUAGAAAAGUAGAACCAAAACAGUUCGAAGAUUACCGUUGCAGCUGUCCAAAAAAGUGCUCAGAAAAAGUAUGUAUCGAAGAAAGAAAGGAGCAGUUUACCAGGUUUUGGUCACUGAAGUCGUACAAUGCACAAACUUCAUUGCCGCCGCAGUCAUCGAAUACCCGAAGCAACGACUAUAUGGACGGAAUGCUACUAAAAGGACCUUUUCCAGAAAAUACAAGCUUGGUGAGGAGAUCGUCUGUCGCAAUACUUUCGUCAAGACUUUAGGAGUAUCAACGUUCAGGGUUAAUACGGCUUU